Messenger RNA from Aegilops tauschii subsp. strangulata, 1876 nucleotides. RefSeq lists its product as uncharacterized. The record is from RefSeq and is a predicted model, not a curated record. NCBI's taxonomy places the organism in Eukaryota, Viridiplantae, Streptophyta, Magnoliopsida, Poales, Poaceae. Gene Ontology annotation, molecular function: phosphatase inhibitor activity; transcription corepressor activity; chromatin binding. Gene Ontology annotation, biological process: negative regulation of transcription by RNA polymerase II; negative regulation of phosphatase activity.
CCGUCCCCGGUGGCAGAGUCACCGAAGACCCAUUGGAACGACUAGUGGGUUGACCCAGCUAGCUUCACGACCCGCUGCCGCCGCCGCCGCCGCCGCCUUCUUCGCCGCAGGUAGGGCAGCAGCUCUGCUCGAGACCCUUUGCCCGACACCCAGCCGCCGGCCGCCCCGUCCCCGCCUCUGCCUGCCUCGCCGGUCCUCCGCUCCUGCCUCCCCGUUGCGCCCUCGGCCUGCCCGGCGCUCGGCGCCAGCCGCACCACCGUCCCAGGCCGCGACCCUGCCCUGUCCCGGCCGCCUGGCGCCCCUGCAAGCCGGCGGGAGCCUCCCAGUCCGCACUCCGGCACUCGGCUCGGCCUGAUUUGAGACGCAGGGCUUAGGCUUGGUUGGGAGGAUUGGGAGGAGCAGAGCAGAACGCGACAGCGGCAGCGAUGGCUACAGCGAGGAAGGGGACAGCGACGCCGCUGGCCUCCGCGUUCUCGCCGGAGGAGACGAGGAGGGCCGUGUCCCGCGUGGCCCAGGCCAUCGCCGACCGUCGCGCCGACCUCGCGCGCGUCCAGGGCUUCUUCGCUGACAAUGCCGCCCUCGUCAACCUCGUCCAGCGCCUCCCUGACGAGCUCUCCCACCAAAUCAUGGUCCCCUUUGGGGGCGCCGCCUUUUUCCCGGGAAGUUUGAUCCACACCAAUGAGCUCCUGGUGCUUCUGGGGGAUGGGUACUACGCGGAUAGGUCAGCGAAGCAGACGACCGAGAUACUGCACAGGAGAGGGAUGGAGUUAGAGGCUCAAAUGGAGGCCAUCAAGGCAACCAUCUCCGACCUCGAGGCUGAGGCCAAGUUCUUCGAGUCCACCGCUGCCGAGGCUUCGGAGGGUCUUGUUGAAAUAAGGGAAGAAUAUGAUGAAGAAGACACAGAAAUACUUUCAUCAAAAACAGAGGCUUCAAGUUCUUCUGGGGGCAUAUCAGAUGAGGAACAUGCUCGGAUGAUGGCUAGGUUUGAUGAGCUUGAAAUGUUAGAAAAGGAAGCUGGAAGUACUUCCGAAGAUGAAGGUGACGACGACGACGAUGAAGAUGAAGAUGCUGAAACAAGUGAGGAUGGUGAGGAAAACGGGGACACAUUAAGUUACGGCAAUGAGCAUGACAAUGUUAGUUUUGGUGCCUCAGUUUCUGGAAGUGGUGGUAACGACCAGCGUCAAGGAAAUGGCCAGCUGAAGAGUGCACUAAAGAAGCUAGGAGAAAAGGAAGCAUUGCAAGGUUCUUCUCUUGCGCCAUCAGGCAGUACCUCCAUAACAAACUCUGAAGUUCAGGCUUCACUUAGAAAAGCUGUUUCUUUUAAAGAUGAGAACGGGCAAAUAGUUAGUUCAUCAAGGUACUCUUCAGGACCCAAGGUUUCUUCAUCUCGCGAUCGGAAGAUACUACCAGGUGGACAAAAGGCUUUCACGGGAUCUAUUGUUGAACACGAUGAAGGUCUCUCAGCGAUCGAACAACCAAGGAGUAAUGAUAGUGAGAAAGCUGCUAGUUCUGCUUCUUCUUCAAGGCCUAUGUCUAGAUUCAAGAUGCAGAAGGGAGGGCGUUGAGUAUGUCUCGUCGACAAUAGGAUUACAGACUCAUCUACUUUGAGUGGCUGGCAAGAGCUGCAUUGACAAGAAGUACUAUGAGAGACGGCAUGCUGUGAUGCGCCGCAGUUUGGACGGGGGUUCUUUGAGUUUGUCAAUGCGCUGGGAAGGACAAAAGUGUUGGCAUUCUGAAUGUAUGGCACUGUCACCUCAACUUUGAUCCUGGGUCCUUUGCCGUUGCCUGUAUGGUGGAAUGGUUUGAUGCGCGUCUACAAUUUGUACACGCAAUAUGCUUAGAAAUGCAAAAAAAAAAAACUUAUAAGGAAUUGAAA